AUGUCCAACACCAUCGCCUUAUAUCCCUUGUCCAACUUUACCUUCAGCACGAAGGAAGCCCAACCCGAAGAAGACCCCUCCGUCUCAGCGCGCCUCCAACGCCUGCAGAACAACUAUGAAGACUUUGGCAUGCGCCGCACAGUCGAGGGCAUCCUCGUCGUACACGACCACGGCCACCCCCACAUCCUGAUGCUCCAAAUCGCCAACGCCUUUUUCAAACUACCCGGCGACUACCUCAAACCCGGCGAAGACGAAAUCGAAGGCCUCAAAAAGCGCCUCGACGACCGCCUCGCUCCACCCAGCAACUCCCAGCAAUUCGACCAAAACCACGGAAUCGACAAUGAUUGGGAAAUUGGCGACUGCUUGGCCCAGUGGUGGAGGCCGAAUUUUGAGACGUUUAUGUACCCCUUCGUUCCAGCACACAUCACCAAACCUAAAGAAUGCAAGAAACUCUUCCUCGUCCAGAUGCCUGAACGAAAAGUCCUCGCAGUCCCAAAGAACAUGAAACUCCUCGCCAUCCCCCUCUUCGAGCUCUACGACAACGCGGCGCGGUACGGUCCCCAGCUAAGUGCGAUCCCUCAUUUGUUGUCGAGGUACAACUUUAUCUACCAGUAA
Coprinopsis cinerea okayama7#130 is the source of this 615-nucleotide messenger RNA. Its product is annotated as cleavage and polyadenylation specific factor 5. Gene Ontology annotation, cellular component: mRNA cleavage factor complex. The transcript is spliced from 7 exons. The record is from RefSeq and is a predicted model, not a curated record. NCBI's taxonomy places the organism in Eukaryota, Fungi, Basidiomycota, Agaricomycetes, Agaricales, Psathyrellaceae. The coding region runs from base 1 to 615 and encodes 204 amino acids. Gene Ontology annotation, molecular function: mRNA binding.